CAGGAACUGACGUCAAAUGUUUGCGACAGAUGUUGGUAGCCGUUUUUUUGAACAUUAAGCCACGGAGUUCAAUCAGCUUGUUUCUUUUUGCUCGACUGAUCUCAUAAAAAUGUAGACAUUGCGCAUAGAUAUCAAAAUGUCGCCAGAGCUGGAAAAGUGCCCGAGAAGCCUGUUGGUGUGCGAGAAAUCAAACUUCUUGAAUGAAAAGUCUCGGCAUGACAUCCACGUGUCGAAGCACAACUUUAAUUACAAAAUCUCAGUGCUGGUACCUGAAUGUGGGAUCCUGCCUGCCAAUGUCAGCAGCGUCAUCCACAGCUUCAGCCCUUAUUAUUUAGUGCGGGAUCUGCCGGUUUAUCAACUACUGGAAGAACCGUUCCUCGAGUCACUUGUAAAGAAGGGAAACUUCUAUGCGCUUUCUUACAACACCAAAAUUGAUGAAGACAAUGCCAUUGCACUACUUUCCAGCGGUCAGUUAAUUUUGUCUCUAGAUAAAGACACAUAUGAACAACUUGGCUUGGAGGGACGCCCAUCUCUGUACAAUCACAAAAAAGCCAUGAGAUUUGUCGUGACUCUGGAUCUCACUGACAAAAGCUUGACCCCAGGCACCAAACGAUACCAGCGGGUUCUCUCAAGUUUGAAGGACAGACUACCACUCAGAUAUGACUUUCUUUUCACUAAAUACAACACAGGUUCAGAUGAAGAUCACACUCUUAACAAGCUGUUGUCCCAGUACUCAUACGAGGAACACAAGCCUGCUUUCAGCCAUCACACCCUGAAAAAUAUACCAUGUCCCACACUUUACCCAUCAGAUAUACAAGGAAAGACACUGUCAUGUGACCCACAUCACUUCUUGGAGUGGCUUGGAGCGGUUAACCUGGACAUCAGCUGUGAAAAUGCUGCUGACAGUUUCCUGUCGACAUAUGUGUGUCCAGAGCCCCAGAGCUCUGUCAGUCAGGCCUUGCUGUGCACCGUUACUGGCUUUAUCUCACCUGAGAAUGUGUUUGUGCUGCUGCAAGAACUCAGGCAGUAUUUCGAUGAACCGAAGUUUACACCGUGGAUCUCCCUCACUGUGCAUGGAUUUAUGGAUAGUCCUGUGUCGUGGGGAGCCACAGAACAUGGAUUCCUCAAAAGUGGUGAAAACUUCUACAAUUUUGUUUGCUUCAAGAAUCAGGACUACUGGUUACACAUGGCUACCGGUGCUCAAGACGGCUGCCCACCCUAAAACUGGACAUUUGACACUGAGGGACCUCUUUUUUUUUUUUAAUU
Messenger RNA from Sinocyclocheilus rhinocerous, 1266 nucleotides. RefSeq names its product ribonuclease P protein subunit p40-like. Bases 137 to 1222 code for a protein of 361 amino acids. Lineage: Eukaryota; Metazoa; Chordata; Actinopteri; Cypriniformes; Cyprinidae. Gene Ontology annotation, molecular function: ribonuclease P activity; ribonuclease MRP activity. The transcript is spliced from 8 exons. Gene Ontology annotation, cellular component: ribonuclease MRP complex; multimeric ribonuclease P complex. Gene Ontology annotation, biological process: endonucleolytic cleavage in ITS1 to separate SSU-rRNA from 5.8S rRNA and LSU-rRNA from tricistronic rRNA transcript (SSU-rRNA, 5.8S rRNA, LSU-rRNA); tRNA 5'-leader removal. The record is from RefSeq and is a predicted model, not a curated record.